Arachis ipaensis is the source of this 2272-nucleotide messenger RNA. The record is from RefSeq and is a predicted model, not a curated record. NCBI's taxonomy places the organism in Eukaryota, Viridiplantae, Streptophyta, Magnoliopsida, Fabales, Fabaceae.
UGAAAAAAUCUUAUAUUCCUACAACUACAAGUCCUCACUGAAAAAUUUGUACUUUACUCUUUGAUGUUCAAAAUAUACGCUUUAUCCUCCUAAAUUUUAGAAAAUUCUGCAAAUUAACCUUUGAAGAUUGAAAUUUUCAAUUUUCCUACUAUAUUAUAAGAUUUUGAUAGUAUCAAAUGUUAACUUGAGAGAAACCCAAACUAUUUGAAAAAGGUUUCAUUUUGUUCGAAAAAUGUGCAUGAGAAUCUGCUAAGCUUCUUCAGUGUGUCACAAUUCACCACGUGCGCGCCACCGUAGUUCCUAGCGUAUCUUAGGUUUUCUACUACGAUGAAUUAUGGAUUGUUAUGCUCAAUUUUUGAGAGUGUUUCGUUUGGUGUGAUAAUGCAGAGUAGUGAUGAAUUGAUGAUCAUGGCUGUUAAGUAGGUGAGAGUUGAGACUCUCCCCUCAAAUCAAUGGUAGUUGAGGCUCAAGUUCCUCUACUUGAGUGUGUAAUGAACGUUGUGAAUGAAGAUUAUCCAGGUUCAGUAGUUGAUGAACAUUGUGAAAUGAAGAAGCAGUGGAAUCAGAAACUCCAAUCUCCCUCAGGGGACAACUUGGUAUCAGUAGGGGAACUUUGGACUGAUGGACUAAUCUGUGCCUUUGAGUUCAUCAAGGGAGUUAGAGAUGUGGCAAAGAAAAGAUUUGAAGGAAGAAAGUUUAGUAGGAAUGGCUGUGUUGAUUCACCCCCAACUUUGCUAGAUCAAUCUGGAACUGGUGGUCUUGAUGAUGGUUUAGAUGAUUAUCACCAAUCACCUCAUCAAUUCAUUGGCAAAGAGGGUCUUCCUAGAAGUUACUGGAGGCCAAUUGGUUGGUCUAGGAUCUCCGAACUUGUGCAGGCAGUGCGAACUGAUGAUGGUUGGGCCUCACAGCUGCUUGAUUUCACAGAUGAUGAGAUUGAUGUUGCUGUUGCUGAUGUUGCAACUCCUUACUGGGAAAGGCCUGUUGGUCCAACAUGGUGGUGUCAUUUGGAUGCAAGCCAUCCAUUUGUUGUUACAUGGUUGGGUAAUUCUCAUUGGUUACAUCCUGCUAUUAGCAUAGCUUUGAAAGAUGAAAGUAGAUUAAUAAGUGAACGAAUGAAGCACCUUUUAUAUGAGGUUCCAGUCCGAGUCGCUGGCGGUCUGCUAUUUGAACUUCUGGGGCAGUCAGCUGGUGAUCCUUUAGCAGAGGAAGAUGACAUACCUGUUGUACUCCGAUCAUGGCAGGCGCAAAACUUUUUAGUUACAGCCAUGCAUGUAAAGGGUUCUGCAUCAAACAUAAAUGUAUUAGGCAUUCUAGAAGUUCAGGAGCUGCUUGCUGCUGGAGGUGCUAACAUUCCGCGCACCAUUCAUGAAGUUGUAGCACACUUAGCUUGCCAUCUUGCACGAUGGGACGAUAGGUUGUGGCGUAAACACAUCUUUGGGGCUGCAGAUGAAGUUGAGUUGAUGUUUAUGAACAGGAGAAACCAUGAGGAUUUACAUCUAUUCACAAUAAUAUUGAACCAGGAAAUUAGAAGAUUAUCGACCCAGGUUAUAAGAGUGAAAUGGUCGCUCCAUGCGCGAGAGGAAAUUGUUUUUGAACUUCUUCAACAGUUGAGAGGGAAUACAACAAGAGCCUUGCUGGAAGGAGUAAGAAAGAGUACUAGGCAAAUGAUUGAGGAGCAAGAAGCAGUUCGAGGACGGUUGUUCACCAUACAAGAUGUCCUGCAAAGCACAGUCCGUGCAUGGUUGCAGGAUAAAAGCCUCACAGUUACGCAUAACCUUGGAAUAUUUGGGGGUUGUGGCCUUGUUCUUUCCAUCAUCACCGGACUAUUUGGUAUAAACGUUGACGGAAUACCUGGAGCCGAAGGAACUCCUUAUGCGUUUGGUCUAUUCUCUGCCGUCUUGUUUGUGUUGGGAGCUAUACUUAUUGGAAUAGGAUUGGUUUAUCUCGGUUUGAAGAAACCCAUAAUGCAAGAAAAUGUUGCAGUGAGAAAGCUGGAGCUUGAAGAGCUGGUCAGGAUGUUUCAACAUGAAGCAGAAACUCAUGCUCAAGUGCGAAAAACAGGUCCUCAGAUGGAUGUUCCACCAACUGCAGAAGUUAGGGGGGCACCAAGUGGUGCAAAUAAUCGCUCUGUUUUCUCAAGUUGGAUGAACAUUUGCUUCUUGCUUGCUAAUGCUAGCAUUAGUCUCCAACUGUAUCUGAAUGCACCAUGUUGUCUUCACUAUGCAUGAGUCCCUUCUCCAGCAAAGGAGAAGAAGCACAUUCACCACCAAGC